This is a messenger RNA of Pseudomyrmex gracilis, 1284 nucleotides long. RefSeq names its product odorant receptor 13a-like. Lineage: Eukaryota; Metazoa; Arthropoda; Insecta; Hymenoptera; Formicidae. The record is from RefSeq and is a predicted model, not a curated record. Gene Ontology annotation, cellular component: plasma membrane. Gene Ontology annotation, molecular function: odorant binding; olfactory receptor activity. The transcript is spliced from 7 exons. Gene Ontology annotation, biological process: detection of chemical stimulus involved in sensory perception of smell; sensory perception of smell. Bases 73 to 1269 code for a protein of 398 amino acids.
GCGAAAUCCCGGCGGUUGAGUAGAAUCGCGGCGAGCCACUUCAGUCAAACGAUAAUUCUCGCUUCGUGAACGAUGAAUGUCAACGAAGAUUUGAGUUACGCGUUUGCUCUCAGUCGCCAGUGCUUGCGGUUGUUGGGCGUAUGGCCCGAUCCGCGUGUUCCCGUGAGUGACUUUCGCAGGCCCAGCUUGAGAUUCANGAUNGUCCUGUGCAUCUUAAGUUUUUACGUGAUCAUACCGCAAUUGACGAACAUGAUCCGCGCGUGGGGUAACGUGACUUUGAUGGUGCAACACAUUGCCUCCGCGAAUUUCAGCUUGAUGGCAAAUUGCAAACUGGUGAUCACCUUGUUGCACAGCGAAACACUUCGAACGCUGAUGAUAUCGGUCACGGAGGAUUGGAUGACUGCGAAGAACANCUGGGAACGAGAUAUAAUGUUGAAAAUCGCGAGACGCGGCAGAAGUUUGUCCUUUAAAUGUUACAUAAUGGCGGUGGGCGCGGUUGGAUCUUACAUGUGUCUCAAUCUUCUCAAGUUCUAUCGAAGCAUGCACAAGCCGCAACGACCUAUCGUCUAUUGGUUUCCUUAUCCCUACAACNUUCAGAAGAGUCCGAAUUACGAACUCACCUUUUUUAUUCAGCUCUCAGGCGGUGCGUACACGGCUCUCAUUAACUGCACCGUCGACAGCUUCGUUUCGAUACUCGUGCUUCACGUAUGCGCACAACUGAAAAUUCUACGAUUAAAGCUCAACCAUUUGGUGGACCAAGCGGCCGACAAAUCUGCAUCUUCUUCGUCAUUCAAGGAAAGCUUGAUCGCUAUCGCUACGCGCCACGAACGUCUCAUCAGGAACGCAAAGACAAUUGACAAGUGCUACAGCGACGUGUUACUCUUGCACAUGCUGGCUCUUACUUUUCAACUGUGUUUUCAAACCUUUCAAGUUUACACGAUAAUAACGGAGCGUUCGGACGUGUCGAUAUUUAAACUAGCUUUCCUCUCGUUUUACGCCGUGGUUGUGUUAAUGAACAUGUACAUUUAUUGCUACUCAACCGAGAGGCUCUUAAAGGAGAGCACCGGCAUGGCGUACGGCGUGUACGAGUGCAAGUGGUACGAUUUGCCGUCGAAAAACGCAAAGGACUUGAUGUUCAUCGUGUAUCGUUCCGCGAAUCCGCUUAAACUGACGGCCGGAAAGUUCGGAACGUUUUCAAUUGAAAUGUUCGGAACAACAUUGAAAACGUCAAUGGGAUACUUAUCUGCAUUGCUGACGAUGAAAGAUUAGAAGUGACAUGAGCGG